Messenger RNA from Diversispora eburnea, 1638 nucleotides. NCBI's taxonomy places the organism in Eukaryota, Fungi, Glomeromycota, Glomeromycetes, Diversisporales, Diversisporaceae. The record is from the annotation of a GenBank genome assembly.
AUGUCUUCACAAAGUAGUGCCAUAAGUUCAUUAGCUUUUGCAUCAGGUGCAAUCGCUACUGCAGCCAGUUUCGGAUGCCAUCAACGAAAAAAAAUCGCAUCCCAAACAAAAAACAUCUUACCUCCAACUACUGUACAUCCAUUGAUGAUACAUCCGGAUCAAUUGGUACUUGAUGAUGAUGUGUCCUCAAUAUAUUCAGACACCACAAGUAUCUGCACCGUGGAUCGUAAAACCAGUUCUGUACCAAACUUACCAGGAAUAUUGAAUCAUGCUUGGGAUAGUUCGGCGUCAUUCAAUCCGACAAGUUACGCGGAACCUAAAAAAUGCAGAAGCUCUUUACCUCUAACUACGAAUCUAUCUUCAAAUAAUUUAACGUCUUCUAAUAAAAAGUUGAGACAUAAUCGUAGUCUUUCUUUACCUCCUCCUAUAAUUUCGGAUUUACCACAGAGUAUUUAUAAACGACAACCGACAGCAAGUGAAUGUUGGGACGAUGAAUUUGAAUUAGAUAAUGAUUUGAUAGUUCCUACUUCAGUGGAAGAAGCACAGUUCUCAUUAAGAACGGAUAUUUCGAAUAUACUUGAUUUUAUCGAACACGUCAAUCAAUUACUUGAUCAAAAACAUAGUUUGUCCAUGGAUAUUAAAUCAAAGAUGAACCGAAAAUGGAAGUAUGGAUUCGCGAAAUCAAAAUCAAAAAAACUCGAGAAACUAUUUCGAGCUGAUUGGGAGGAAGCUGCUGUAAUAAUUGAUCUCUCGGAUGUAGCGCAGGACAGACAACCCAAUUUUGGAGACACCAGCAAUGUUGAAGUUGACAUUGAACGUAUACCCUCUGAACGACAUAUGCAAGUGUUGGAAAAGAUCAUAGUUGAAGAAUUGGGACAUGAUGAUUCGAUAUUCACGGAGAACCGUUAUAAUCAUUGUAAUCACGGACUUAAUCAUAGUCAUAACGCAAAGAAACAAAAAUUAAUGAAUGGAAAACUUACAAACAAUGUUGUCUGUUGUAAUGUUGGUGGUAUGAAUAUGAAAAAGAAAAGAAAAGAGAAUUUUAGAAUAAAUGUUGAAGUGAUGCCAAAGUUAAUCGAACAUUUAAAAAUAUUGCAAAAAAGAUUAUUGAAACAUAUAAAUGAAUUAAAAAAACAUAGACUGUAUCCACAACGUAUUGCCAACUAUUAUAUUCGAAGAGGCAGUGACAUAGAAACAGAAGGUCAAAAACAAAUACAUCUACUAGCUAAAGGUGGCCAAUUGACUUUAGCCAUCCAUGGAACAGGUUAUUCGCCUGUAGUUAAAGGUGUUCCCCGUAGCAUAGCCAAUGAUGAUCAAUAUGUCACACUAUACUUCGAAGAAAUACAAAAAAAAAUAGCCAAAUUGCGCCAUUUAGAGAAAUUAGAAUUUAAUCGAAUGUCCGCUGAAAAAGAGGAUACUAAAAUUAUUAGAGAUUCAGUAGGAACUUUAGAUGUAGCUUAUCAAAUUAGGGAAAAAUGUGAUCUUUCAUUUAAUCAAGAUGACAUUGAAUUCCAAUACGAUAAUGAUAAAAUUACAAGAGCUGGAGAUUAUAUUUGUAAUUUUUGUUUUCGAGAUAUUGAUAUGAAAAUUCCAGUAAAGAUAUCAAUAAAAUCAAUUGCACGAAAGAGAUUACCAUAA